CCCUGUCCCCCUACAGCAGACGCAAUGUUGUGCCGAUCACUUUGGCCGCUGUGGCCUCGAUCUAUCGGCCGCCUGUCGAGCCGAACAAAUCACCGACAGCUACCGCAUGUCUCGCCUUCGCUAUAUUCCCGUUCGUUGAGCACAACCAGUCGAUACAAGGCAUUCCACGCCCAGCAGUCGACCAUUCCUUCCUUCACCACCCCUUCCUCCGAGAAACAGUCACCACAGACCUUGACGGAAAAGAUUAUACAACGCUAUGCCGUCGGUCUACCGGAGGGGAAGGUCGUCCGGAGCGGCGACUAUAUCAGCAUCUCUCCCUGGCGCAUCAUGUCGCACGACAACAGCGCCGCCAUCAUCAACAAGUUUCUAUCCAUUGGGGCAACCCAAAUCCGGGAUCCUGAUCAGGUCAUCAUGGCCUUGGACCACGAUGUCCAAAACAAGAGCGAAGCGAAUCUGAAGAAAUAUGAACGGAUCAGGGAGUUUGCUACAUUGCAAGGUGUCCGAAACUACCCUGCCGGACGCGGAAUUGGCCAUCAGAUCAUGAUCGAGCAGGGCCACGCUUGGCCGGGUACACUCACGGUGGGGUCGGAUUCGCACUCGACGAUUUACUCGGGCAUUGGAGCCGUCGGCCUUGCCGUGGUCCGUACCGACGCCGCCAGCAUAUGGGCGACCGGAAAGACCUGGUUCCAGGUCCCUCCCGUGGCCAGGGUGAACCUCACCGGCGUCUUACCCCCGGGCGUCACCGGCAAGGACGUCAUCGUUGCGCUCUGCGGUCUGUUCAACCAGGACGAAGUGUUGAACCACGCCAUCGAAUUCACUGGCUCUGAGCAGACCAUGGCUAGCCUACCCGUCGAUGACCGUCUGGCCAUCGCCAACAUGACUACGGAAUGGGGCGCAUUGACCGGACUCUUCCCCAUCGACUCGACCUUGGAGAAAUGGCUGCGCGCCAAGGCCACGGCGUCCGCCGUCAUGGGGGAUGGCGUCUCUACCAACGAGUUCACCCACGAGAGGAUUGACCAACUUAUGCAAGACCGGCCGACCGCCGACCCCGGCGCCCCAUACGCCAAGUCGCUGUACUUGAACCUCUCCACACUGUCGCCUUUCGUCGCGGGGCCGAAUUCCGUCAAGGUGGCGACGCCUCUCCGCGACUUGGAAGCCCAGGAUAUCAAGGUCGACAAGGCCUACCUGGUCAGCUGCACCAACGGCAGAGCGUCGGACUUCCAAGCAGCGGCGCGAGUGUUCCGCGAGGCUGCUGAAAAGGGCCUCGAACCCAAAAUAGCGCCUGGCGUCAAGUUCUACAUGGCAGCCGCUUCUCUGGUCGAACAACACGCCAUGGAAGAGUCCGGGGAUUGGCAAGUCCUUCUCGACGCUGGGGCCGAGCCGCUUCCUUCCGGCUGCGGCCCUUGUAUCGGCCUGGGCACUGGCUUGCUCGAGCCGAACGAGGUGGGCAUUUCCGCGAGUAACCGAAACUUCAAGGGACGCAUGGGUUCGACCGCCGCCAAGGCCUACCUGGCGAGCCCGGAAGUCGUCGCCGCCAGCGCUCUGCACGGUAAGAUCGCCGGUCCUGGCUGGUACCAGAAGCCGGAGGGCGUGGAGAAGCCCAUUAUCGGCGAGGGUACCGGCCUGCUCGAGCAAGACAAGGCGCUGAGCAUCGAAGACGCCUUGGAGAAGAUCAUCGCCGAAGCCGACAGCAUCAUUUCGGGCGCUGAGCAAAACGAAGCUGGAGUCGAGGCCGCCGAAGCAGGGGAGGAGGAGGAGGCCCUGACCGACAUCCUGCCUGGCUUCCCGGAAAAGAUUGAGGGAGAGAUCGUCUUCUGCGAUGCCGACAACAUCAACACGGACGGCAUCUACCCUGGCAAAUACACAUACCAGGAGAACAUCAGCCCGGAGAAGAUGGCCGAGGUGGUCAUGGAGAAUUUCGACACCAAGUUCGUCGACGUCGUCAAGACGGGCGAUAUCCUGGUGGCCGGAUACAACUUUGGAUGCGGCAGCUCCCGCGAACAGGCCGCCACCGCCAUCCUGGCCAAGAAGAUCCCGCUUGUCGUCUCGGGCAGCUUUGGGAACAUCUUCAGCCGGAACAGCGUCAACAACGCCCUGAUGCUCGUGGAGGUCCCGCGCCUCGUGCAGCGACUACGGGAGACGUUCAAGGUUUCCCAGGGUGAAGAGAAGGUGUUGACGCGUCGCACGGGUUGGAAGUUCGCGUGGGACUUGAGGAGGAGUAAGGUCACCGUCACCGAGGGAGAGGGCGGGAAGACCUGGAGUCAAAAAGUUGGCGAGCUGCCGCCUAAUGUACAGGAGAUCAUUGCCAGGGGCGGACUGGAGAGCUGGGUGAAGCAAGAGAUUUCGUCUGCGUAGAGCAGCAUGUAGAAUAAAAGAGCAUUGUUUGAUCUACUUUUUUUUCUUAUUUCUUCGCAUCUUGUCCCGAUAUUCUUCAAUUCUUGCAUGGUUGCAAGACAGGGACAUUGAGGCUGGAUGGCCGAGUAUUCAGCAGACGAUGCACGUCGGACAAGAAGUCACUUUUACCCCUGGGCAUCGCGUCGUCGCCGACGACGCGAUGUUCACAUAUUUCCGAUUAC
Messenger RNA from Sodiomyces alkalinus F11, 2576 nucleotides. RefSeq names its product homoaconitase. The record is from RefSeq and is a predicted model, not a curated record. Gene Ontology annotation, molecular function: homoaconitate hydratase activity; 4 iron, 4 sulfur cluster binding. The coding region runs from base 25 to 2355 and encodes 776 amino acids. The transcript is spliced from 2 exons. Gene Ontology annotation, biological process: L-lysine biosynthetic process. NCBI's taxonomy places the organism in Eukaryota, Fungi, Ascomycota, Sordariomycetes, Glomerellales, Plectosphaerellaceae.